Molecule: messenger RNA, 1837 nt
Organism: Arachis stenosperma
Lineage: Eukaryota; Viridiplantae; Streptophyta; Magnoliopsida; Fabales; Fabaceae
Product: transcription factor SRM1-like
Exons: 3
Coding region: 530-1402 (290 amino acids)
Molecular function (GO): DNA binding
Source: RefSeq, a predicted model, not a curated record
UUGAUUUGAUUUGGUUUCGAUAAGGGUAUGGUUUUGAUUGUUUAAUAGAACAAAAAAAGUGGAUCAAAUCAUGAGAGAGAAGAUUCAAGAUUGUCACUGAUCCAAUUUCAACACAUAUAUAUAGACCCACACAAGUUUUAUUUGACUCUUUUUUUUGUGACUGACAACUGAAGUUUGUUUUUGCGGCCAAAAGCAGAUUGAAGAAGAAGAAGCAUUACAGCUUCUGGGAGAAAGAAAGAAGAUAAAGGGUAAGCAAUUCACAAAAUCUUGGAGCAAAAUCACCCUUGAAAUUCACAUACAUCAAGAGAGUAUUGGGGGUUUUUAUUGGUUUUUAACACUGUCAGAUUCCUGGCAUUUUCUGUUGGCUCUGGUUCAGAACUUUACAGUGUAGGCCAACAUGUAAGGUCCAAUAAUUUAGCAAUUGAUAGAACAAGCCAAAGUGUUUGUGGCAUUUAACAUGUGUUGACCUAGAUUUGUGGAGCUGUUGGAUACAGACCUUUACUCUCCUUUGUGAAUCUAACAAAACCAGAUGGCUGGUGAUGAAGUAGGUAGUAGCUCUGAGUGGAGCUUUGAGCAGGAUAAAGCAUUUGAGAAUGCCUUGGGUACUUACCCUGAGGACGAUCCGGAUCGAUGGGAGAAGAUUGCUGCCGAUGUAACUGGGAAGACUUUGGAAGAGGUUAAACAACACUAUGAGCUUCUGGUUGAUGAUGUCAACUUAAUUGAAUCUGGGCGUGUGACUCUACCGGCUUAUAAUUCUACUUCAGAAGGCUCAACAGGCAAUGCUAGUGAUGAAGGAGGUGGCAAGAAGGGUGGCCAACCUUGGAAUUCGAACAGCGAGUCUAAUAAUGGAUCUAAGUCUUCAAGAUCAGAUCAGGAACGGCGUAAGGGUAUUGCUUGGACAGAAGAUGAACACAGGUUAUUUCUUCUUGGAUUGGAGAAGUAUGGAAAGGGUGACUGGCGAAGUAUAUCGAGGAAUUUUGUGGUGACAAGAACUCCUACACAAGUAGCAAGCCACGCCCAAAAAUAUUUCAUUCGUUUGAACUCGAUGAACAAAGAUCGAAGGCGAUCAAGCAUACACGAUAUCACCAGUGUGAACAAUGGAGACGUGUCGGCACCUCAAGGACCAAUCACCGGUCAAACGAAUGGUUCAGCUGGAAACUCCACGGGAAAGUCACCAAAACAAGGCCCUCCAACCCCAACUGGUCCUCCAACUGUAGGACUAUUUGGUGCUCCGACCAUUGGACAACCGAUAGGAGGAGGACCCCUUGUGUCUGCAGUUGGCACGCCAGUGAAUCUUACUCCUCCCGCACACAUGGCUUAUGGUGUCCGAGCUCCGGUUCCCGGGGCUCCGAUGAACAUGGGUCCUGUGGCAUACCCCAUGCCCCCAACAUCUCAUAGGUGAUGUGCUGUUGUGAGGCCUAAUGUACAGAAAAACAGCAAAUAGAUAUGGCUUCUGAAUUUUAUUGUUCUUUUCAUUUGACAAUUAUUUGAAAUAAGCAACACCGUGGAUGAAGCAAUUUGAUGUUCUCUGUUUUGGAAGCAGUUGACAGCAUAGAAGUAGAGUGGUUUCAUAGACAAUUUUAACUUCUUAUUAUUUUUAGUCAUAAUCAUAAUCAUAAUAUAUAUUAAAAUUGUGGAUAUGUCUUGUAUUUCAGUAAGGUGUAUAAGUUGACAGUUGCCACAUAAUGUUCUUGAUCAAAUUUACAUUUCAUUCAUUGAAUUAAAUUUAUAGAUCACACUGGAUGAAUGAGAUGUGAGUCGACAAUGUAUUUCACUUGUAAUAUGUUGUAACGCUUAUACUUAAUAAUACAUAAUAUAAGAAGAUCCCCAUCAAUCA